UAUGUGCAAAAGUUUAUAUUUUGUUUGGUUUGGUGUGUGUAGUGAUAUUAGUGUAUUUAGGGAAAGAAGAAGAAAUAAAACCUCCAGUUUUGCACUGUGGAGAGAGGCCACAGAGGCCCGAGCUUUUGAAGAGGAUGGUCGGAGGAUCGGACGUUUCUGUGGGGACUUGGCCGUGGCAUGUAGCCAUUCUCUCCCGUAUCAACUCAACUGCACCGUUCAGGCAUCACUGUGAGGGAACCAUCAUUCACGAAGAAUGGAUCGUCACAGCUGCCUCGUGUCUCUAUAAACCUGAGCAUGUAGUGCUACAUGACCUUAAAGUCAAGGCAGGAACAGCGAAUUUGCAAGAAAACAGUCCUGACAUGCAGGAAAGAGGCGCCACACAAAUAAUCCGUCACCCAAACUUCAGUCCCGUCUCUUUGCAGGACAACAUUGCUCUGUUAAAACUGAGCUCGCCUCUGACCCUGACUAACACCGUCAAUGCCAUCUGCAUGCCCGAUAAUGUUGCAGUCCGCUACAGUUUUGGCACUUGCCACACGACGGGGUACGACGAGAGUGGCGUUCUGCAGGAGGUUUGGGUGCACACCAUCCCCUGGCUCAGGUGUAAUAUGGAGACAUGGUGGAACUUUCGAGUCAGUAUGAAGAUGCUGUGUGCCGGCAGGUACGAGGGACGAGCGGACGGGUGUGAGAUCAACCUCGGCGGCCCUCUGAGUUGUUUUCAGCUCAUGCAUGACCGAUACUACCUUUGUGGGAUCCGGAUCCUCGGAGAUCAGUGCGGCGUUCCCAGGAAACCGAACAUCUACCUGAAAACCACCUCAUACUUUUUAUGGGUGGAGAAGUACGUGCCUCUACACUACAACUAGAGUAUAAGCUGCUUUAUAUUCAUACAGUCCUGCUAUACAGUUUUCUUAUUCAAAUCGACUCUAAUCUGAGAAAUAAAAUCUCUUUUUUGUAUAA
Molecule: messenger RNA, 954 nt
Organism: Trichomycterus rosablanca
Lineage: Eukaryota; Metazoa; Chordata; Actinopteri; Siluriformes; Trichomycteridae
Product: plasminogen-like
Exons: 4
Coding region: 135-860 (241 amino acids)
Biological process (GO): proteolysis
Molecular function (GO): serine-type endopeptidase activity
Source: RefSeq, a predicted model, not a curated record